AUGGGACAGCUCGACACUGUGCCAGUCACGCUGGCUGGUGACUCUCGCCAGAACUGGUUGAGAACGGCUGGCGGAACACUAGUGGUCCCGCCUUUGCCCCAGGACAACGAGGACCAGGCCCUCAAACUGAUUGCAGAACUUGAGUCCCGUAGGCUGGCAUCCUUUCGUGAAGAAGUGCAGAAUCUGGAGUGUCGCAUUGAGUCUAUGGAUAAACCCCUGGACCCAACCGAGGCCUGGAAGCAAGCGAUGGCUACCGGUAAGAGGAAGGAGGUCCUGCGGGCUUUGAUAGCGCAGCCCUAUCUUGCCGAUGUUUCUGAGGAAGUCGUCGCAAGGUUGGCGGAGGACUUUGGGAGUUGCGAUGAAGUAACGGGCCAACAGCACUUGAAGGCCUUGCCCCUUAGAAGGUCUAAGCGCAGAGCCUUGUUGAGUUCCAAAAGAUGGCUUGUUCAUCUAUGUUCGGGGAAGCCAAAACCAUGUGACCCUAUUUCACAGUGGUGUGAAGUUAAUAAGGUUGCAGUCUUGAAUGUUGACUUGAGUGAGCCAGGCGGAAAGGGUUGGGACUUGACCAAAAGGAAUGCUGUGUGGCGUGUGCUAAUGUGGGCUGCGGCCUCUGCCAGGGUUGUUGCUGUGUUUGCAUCUCCACCCCACCAUCCGAGACCGGGGAGUGAGGUAUUGAUCAUCCAGGAUCAGGUGUUAUGGUCCCUCGCCUCUGUUGCUCGUGGAGCAGGCGUUCCCUAUGUAAGAGAGGUACCGCUUGAGGACUGGAAAGACCAUCAAGCUUUCCUCGGGUGGUCAGGUGCAAGGGUCACAACCUUGAACCAGGUCUCUAAUGAAAGGGGACGCACGAGGAAGACCUGCUUGUUGUCCAACUUGGAAUUGGGAUGUCUUGGCCAGUUGGAUAUUCUGGAUGAAAAUACUGAGAGCCACUCCGACCCGAUCUGGUCCAUAGGCCUCAGAAGGCAUCUUUCCACCGCCAUGUCAGGUCGUCCUACAGGAACGUCGUGCGAGGUGCUGGAUAGCAUUAUCCGCUCUGCAAGUUGUGCUGAGCUCCACGUCCAGGAACAGCAGCAUCUUGAGGACCUGGAGGAGGAAAGGUUGAAUGCAAUGUUUGAGCAAGAGAGCGUGAUUUCCUCGUCUGAGGAGGAGUCUGAUGAUGUUGUCCAGGUAGAUGAUUUGAAGGAUGAAUCAGAAGAUGAAGACCUAAGGGUCAAGGAGGUUAAGGAUGUAUCAGAGGCUGAGCUUGAGGGUUGGAAACGACACCUGCUCAGUGGGCACGUACCAUAUCGCAGAGAUUGCAGGCAAUGUGUGGAGGGCGCAGCGCUAGGAACCUUCCACUCCCGCAUAAAAUAUCCAAGGAUGUACACCUUAUCAAUCGACCUCUUUGGUCCAGUUCCCAUUGAUGAAGCAGGACGUGAUGAGACCUGCGUUACGGGAAAGUGCACCUUGAGAUAUGGCUUGGUUGGCGCCUUCAGAUUACCGAGGUCUGUAAUAGGUGGUAAGUCAAGCUCAGGCAAGGCCGACGAUUCCCCAGCACCCCGUGAUGGGGCUGAUGUGAUACCAGCCGAGAUUGGUGAGGAUGAUUUUCGUCCAUUUGAGGUUGAGCCGGAAUUGUUUCCUGAGUUGUUUGACGGGGACUUAGAUGUGCCCGUGGUGAGCGCAGUGGGGUCACAAGAAGUUGGAACCUCACUGUUUGAUGCCACUGCAGAGGUGCCUGAGGACCCAAACACCUUAAGGGAUUUAGUCCACGACCUUAAUAUCCCAGUCGAUCAUGCGGUCUUGAGGUUCUUCACCCCGCUGAGAACCAAGACUGGAGCUGAGGUUACUGAGGCGGUUCAGCAAAUGAUUUUAAGAAUAAUGCAGGAGUAUCCAGUGCAUAACGUGCAUCAUGAUCCGGGGACUGAAUUCUCGAGCACGAAUUUGCAAAGGUGGUUAAGUGAAAAGGGGAUAACGGUUUCUAAUUCCUUACCCACCGACAAGAAAGGAAAUGGAUUGGCUGAAAGAACAGUUGGUUGGGUAAAAUCAAGGGUUAGGACAUUACUGAAGGGAGCUGAACUCCCAACGCACUGGUGGCCCUUGGCGGCACGAUGGGCUGUUCACCGCCACAAUGUGGAUGUGCUAUCACUUCCUGCCCCACCUGCCUUUGCUCAGCCCGUUCUCCACAGGAUUAAGAGGCCUGCCGAUGCAAAGAAGGCUUUGAUGGAGAGAUGGACAGAAGCAAGGUACGGAGCCCCGCACAGAACAAUACCGAGGGGUCACGUGCUUAUUACUGCAGCAGGAAACCUGGUUGCCUCAAAAGGUUUUAAGGCUGGGACGAUUGAUCCUAAUAAGCUAGAAGGUCUAGAUCUUCCAGUUGUUCAGGAGGAGGAAGGCGAAGAUGAACCGCCCUUGCCACCUCCUGAUGAGCCACCUCGGUCUGUUGAGCUGCCAUCCCGUAGGAUGCGAACAAAGUCUAGAGUGAGCUUUGUUGAUGGAGCAGAAUGCAAUGAACCGGAGGUUGAGGUGUUGGCAGGCAGAUUCCUUCUUGACGAGGACUAUUCCAAUGAUGCCUUUCGCCAGGUAGCCUAUGCAUUGCAAGAAAGUGAACGACCUUCCAUUGACAGAAGAGGGGAGUUUGAGAGCAAGUACGUGAUAGGAGCAUUCUGCCAUGGUGGUAAAAGGGGUGUAACAAACUUGUGCAAGAAGUUACCAAGGACCUCUAGAUUCUUAAAUAAGUUGCUGAAACGUAGGGCGUCGCUCGAUCUUCCCGAAGGACAUAACGGCUGGUCGGCUGUGAUGAUACUACAUGCAACAGAAAUAGGGUUGCAUAAGGAUGUGAGGAAUGAGUGGGGAACCAGGAACAUCGUCCAUUGCAUCCCAGGAGAGGUUCAACUGAGAGUGGAGCCGUCCUCAGCAAAGGGAGACCGAUGCAAGGGGAAUGUGGCCCAGACAUACUGCCUAUCCUCGCGAGUGACCGAGUUUGAUGCGCGAAUUCCUCACUCUGUCCAUAAGCAACCCGAUUGGUUGAUUGUAGGCUACACCCCAUUAGGUACUGCCAAGAUAGCGGUUGAUGAUAUAGCCUACUUGGAAGAAUUGGGUUUCCGCUUCAACCUUCAGGAGGAGCCAGCAGCAAGCAUAAGGAUGGUCAGAAGUGUUCUCUUGAAUGAGGCCAGUGAUUCUUCGUCCAGUGAGGACUCAGGCCCUCCACCGUUGGAGCCGAUAACCCCAAGAUCAGACUUGGAGCAGAGUCAGGACGAACAGGAGGACUCAGUUACCCAACCUGUGGGAUGGGAUGUUUCCACCAAUGGCGUUCGUACCGAACCUGUCAUGAAUCUGGAAGAAACAGAUUUCUACGAAUACUUGCUUGAAAGAGGUGCUGAGGGUGCUUUCCAAAGACUAACCGUCCUCGGUGUUCAGGAGGCAUCCGAUCUGCCUUUUUUAUAUGAAGAAGAUUUGCUUGAAUUUGGGUUGUCGCCCCUGUUAGCCAGAAGAGUGAUGAAGGGAAUCCACCCAGCAGGAACUGUGAGACCGGAUCCGCCGAACCUCACAGCGUUAACCACCGGUGAGGUUCAGCUUAUUGAUAGGUUGCAGAGGAAGAUUCCAUGGAUCUUUCAGAAUAGGACCUUGGGGUUCCGUAGCCCAGGUCCUCCUGUACCGGGUCUAGGUGUUAAAGGGGAGGAUAGAUUGGAUGAAGGAGAUUGGAUUGUGAGUGAGGAGCGGCGUGAAAGGGAGCAGAGGUGGAUUGACUACUGCACCCGCCAUGCCCAGGAUGAGGAUGACCGCGUACCCGUGGGUCAAGGCCUUUCCGACUACAGUUUCCAGGGACCUACUUUCCCGAGGCACCUUCACCCGGAGACCCAACAAACACCGGCUUCCUCAUCCGAUGGUCCCUCACUACCUCCGUCGCAGCUGAAUUCCAGUGUGAUCAUAACCCCAAUUGAGGUUAGCACGCCAGGCGGCAACGAGGAAGUGAGGUUAGCACAUUCCGCUAACCGUUCCCCACGAGAUUGGGUACCAACUACUUAUGAGGAUUACGCGGAAUAUUGCAUGAGUAUGCAAGACCUGUGGGACAGGUUUGAAGAUGCGUCAAGUGAUGAUGAUCCCAAUCAGGAGGAGUGUGUGUCGGAGGAAACACCCUCACCUCCUUGCCGGUCAGAAGAAGGAUUAUCUUCUAACUAUCACUGCAAAAUGGUGUCGCUGUCUGCACCAUCCACCGAUUAUAGCAGCAGUGACCCUAUAGAAAGACAAGGAACACAAGGUGCGACGGCAGCAAGUGCCUCAAGUGCUUCAGCUCGGAUUGGUGUUUCAACCCUGAAUCCACUGGCGACAUUGUCAGAAGCUACCGUGGUUUCCUAUGGAGUAAGUAAGAUAGAUGACUCGUUUUACACUCCAAAUGUGGAAGAGCUUCUGAGGGGAUUGUCAGUUCCUUUAAAGGUUGUGCAUAAUGUCUCCCCAGCGGAGGUUAAAAGACACCUAGAGUGCUGGACACCCUCAGCAAGGGCAGAAGUAGGAGCACUCGAGGGGAUGAGGGGAAUAACACGCUUAAAGGGAAGCGAGGCCUUGCGAGCCGCCGCUGCUCCGGACGCACAGGUGCUGCCCGCCAAGACGGUUUUUACUGUAAAACCGGGUAGUGAUGGUAGCCUGUAUCGGAGGAAAUGUAGGGUGGUAGGCUGUGGAAAUUAUGAAGAUAAGGACCCUUCCCUGGAACUAUAUGCAUCCGGCGUGCCUUCUGAGGUGCUGCGUGCAAUAUUGAUUGAGUGUGCUGUGCGUGAGUUCCAAGCAUUCAUCACAGACAUAAAGAACGCUUUCCUGCUUGCCCCGCUGCCUGUGGGUAUGCAUGGACGGAUUCUCUUGCGACCACCAAAGGUGUUGGAGGCUAUGGGGAUCACAGAGCCAAAUGAGAUUUGGCAGGUUUGCAAGGCCGUCUACGGCUUGAGGCAGUCGCCUCGCUGGUGGUCAGAAUAUAGGGAUAGUGUUUUACGAACCGCAACUUGGGAAGGUGUAAGUGGUCAAACCCGGUUAUGCCAGUCUUCGGUUGAGGGGAAUGUAUGGAAACUUCUUAACGACAAGGAUGAACUCGUUGGGUAUGCACUUGUCUAUGUUGAUGAUAUCAUGUUCCUCACCAGCCCUGCAGAGGCGCAGUGUGCUUAUGCAUGGCUGAGAAGCACCUGGCAAUGCACUCCUCUUGAGGGCACAGUAAAGGGAAAUCAUGUCACCUUCUUGGGAGUUGAGAUAUAUCAGGGUUUUGAUGAGCAAGGAAACUAUGGAUUUCUUCUGGGCCAGAAGGGCUACAUCGAAGAACUUCUAAGGUCCUACCAACUUGAACCCAAGCAUCACACCCCUCUUCCAAGGGAGUGGGUACGCGAGCUGCCGUGUGAGGAGUCAAACGUUGACCCUGAUACCUUGAGGAGAGCGCAAAAGAUCACAGGUGAAUUGUUAUGGCUCACCCAGCGUACUAGGGUUGACGCAGCCUUUGCAGUCUCACAGAUGGGGUCGUGGUGCACCAGAGCCCCGACGUACGUUGUGAAGAUAGGGCUGCGCCUGUUAGAUUUUUUGGGUUCAACAAUGGACUUUAAGCUCUCCCUAAUCCCUAUCCAAGGCCCUAAAAGAAUUGUGGUGUACUCCGAUGCAUCAUUCUCACCACAUGGAUCCCACUCCAUAUCGGGGAUCCUGGUUACCUUUCUUGGAAGAGCUGUAACGUGGAAGGCAAAGCGCCAAACGUUGAUAUCCUUGUCAACAGCAGAAAGUGAAUUGAUCGCUGGUUGCGAAGCAGUGGUGUUGGCUCAAAGCACUGAGGCUAUGAUCGAGGAUUUGACCAAAGACUUGGAAAAUAAGCUGCUUUUGGUUGAUAACCUUGCUGCGAUUUCCUUGGCAGAAGGGGCUGGUUCAAUGAGAACUAGGCACCUCAGGGUUCGUUCGAAUUUCGUGAAGGAAAUGGUUGAUACUAAGGAGCUCGAAGUAGAACACUGCCCGGGGGAAUAUCAGCUUGCAGACCUUUUGACCAAGGUUCUGGCCAGUCCAAGGCACCUUUUCCUGAGUUGGUUGGUUGGUUUAGGACCCGAACCUGCCGAAGCCCGAGUAGCCUUGGUAGGUAGGGCGACACCUCCUGUCCAGAAUCCUGAUCUGACUGGAGUCAGGUUAAAGAUGGUGCUGUUGAUCCUGGUGUUACAGAUGAUGGAAUCAGAGGCAAGCGUGGAGGACGAUGAACUCCAAGAGCCUCUCAGCCUUGAACUCUCAGUUUUGGCAGUGAUGAUGCUGCUUUCUGCUCUUUUUGUGUGGGAAACUGGGAAGUACUGCCUCGCAAGGUGUUGCAGGGAUGAACCGAGAAUUAGUAUGAUCAGAGUUGAUGAGGAUGAUGCGAGCGCCAGAAGGCAAAGGAGACAGGAGGUGGUGAGAAGAGCCAUUGAUACUGAAAUUCAAGGGCUUAACCUGAGAAGGAGGCGAGGUGGUGAUGAUGCCCUGUCCUCCACUCAAGAUGUUGCUGGGCCUGUUAUCCAAGUGAAUGUCGGUGGAAAUACGAAUGAGAGACUCGCUGAGAGUCCACCACCCAUUCCAAGGUUUGUGAACCAGCAGCAAGAUGAGGUUCAGGUUCAUGUUGCCCAGGCUGCUGACAGGCAUCCAAUGGCUUCCUCCUCAUCCUCACUUCCUUCUCCUACCAUGCUUCAUAAUGCGCCGGGAGUCCAGCCUCCAGCCCAGGGAACGAGUGUGUUACCGACUCGGAGGGAGAUUGCUGUACAGACUGAUUUUCCCCGUGGACUUACCCAUGAGGAGAUGUGCAGCAUUGAUAUGAUUACAACAAGCAGCCGGACUCCGGGUGCCAUCCACUUGUUUCCUGACUGCCAUGCUUUGAGAAGUGUUUCGGGUACGAACAGAAGGAUGUUUUGUCGUUACUGUUUAACUACUGCGGCAAGGUCGGGAAUCUGA
Messenger RNA from Symbiodinium sp. CCMP2592, 6900 nucleotides. NCBI's taxonomy places the organism in Eukaryota, Dinophyceae, Suessiales, Symbiodiniaceae. The record is from the annotation of a GenBank genome assembly.